Messenger RNA from Drosophila willistoni, 1712 nucleotides. Its product is annotated as luciferin 4-monooxygenase. Gene Ontology annotation, molecular function: long-chain fatty acid-CoA ligase activity. Gene Ontology annotation, biological process: long-chain fatty acid metabolic process; fatty-acyl-CoA biosynthetic process. The record is from RefSeq and is a predicted model, not a curated record. The coding region runs from base 7 to 1620 and encodes 537 amino acids. Lineage: Eukaryota; Metazoa; Arthropoda; Insecta; Diptera; Drosophilidae. The transcript is spliced from 3 exons.
GGAAAAAUGCCUUACAAGCCAGAGACCAGCUACGAUGCUGAUAAUAAAAUCUGGAAUGGUCCUGGUGAGAUGGAUUGCUUCAAUCCAGAGCUAUCCAUUGGACAAAUCAUUCACCAUGAGAUGCGACGACAUCCCAAUCAAUUAGCCCAGAUAUCCGACACGGAGAACACGAACUUGACACGCAAGGAAUUGUUUCUCAACUCCAUACGAGUGUCCACCUAUAUGCGUAAUCAGGGCCUGAAUCAAUCGGAUAUUGUUGGCAUUAUAGCUAGGAAUACUACACAUAUUUCUGCUGUAGCUUAUGCCUGUUUUUUCAACGGCAUUCCUUUUCAUUCCCUUAAUAUUGCCUACGAACAGGACACCAUUGAGAAGCUUUACAAAGUAACCGAACCGCGUUUGAUCUUCUGUGAUGGGGAUGAAUACGAGAAGAUUCAAGCUGCUACCAAGGAAUUGGAUGUAAAAAUUAUUACAAUGCGCAAUCAUACCAGUGAUUCGAUCAGCAUUGAUGAUGUUUUGGCUACACCUAUUGAAGAGGAUUUUGAACCAUCUCGCCUAGAGAAGGGCAACGAUCAAACACUAGCCAUACUCUGCUCGUCCGGCACAACGGGAACACCAAAAGCUGUAACUGUCAUAAAUAGCCGAAAGCUUCUCUUCGGAAGUUACAACCUGUCGACAGAUGAUAUCCAAUACACACACAGCAGCUUGGAUUGGAUAACUGGUCUACUGACUACAGUUACAUCAGGAAUUUAUAGCACCACCCGGAUUAUAGCCGACAAUCCAUUUGAUCCAGUUCGCUUUCUUCGACUUUUAGAGAAGUACAAGAUCACAUGGCUACUGCAAGCGCCUUCGCAUAUGGCUAUGAUAGUGAACUCCGAUGAAUUCGAGAAGACGAACUUUUCAAGCUUGAAAUACUAUCUGUAUGGCGGAGGACGUUGCUCCGCGGAGGUUCAAAAUCAGAUACGCAGCCGUCUGAAGAGCAAUUGCCUUUUUUUCGUAUACGGAUUCACUGAACUGGGUUCCAUGGCCACUAUGAACUUUAAUUACGAUGAGAAACCCAAUUCUGUGGGUCGAUUGGUAGCUGGAUGCAAACUGAAAAUAAUCAACGACGAUGGAGAAACUCUACCACCCAACGAAAUGGGCGAAGUUUGCAUCUACAAUGGACAGUAUUGGGCUGGUUAUUUUGGCAAUUCAAAAGAGUCGCAUAACAUACGCGAUUCGAAGUUGUGGUUCCACACCGGCGAUUUGGGCUAUGUAGAUAACGAUGGCUUCCUGUAUAUUGUGGAACGGAAAAAAGAUAUGCUUAAAUAUCAGAACAUUAUGUACUAUCCCAACGAAAUUGAAGACGUCAUCUCUAGAAUGCCCGAAGUGGCCGAGGUCUGUGUCUUUGGAGUGUGGGAUCAAAUAAAUGGCGAUGAGGCAGCUGCUGCUGUUGUCAAGCGAGUUGGCACUGAACUCCAUGCUGAGGAUGUGGUUGACUAUGUGAAUGAACAUGUCGGUGCCAAAUAUAAGCAACUACAUGGUGGAGCAUUGAUUGUGGAUGAUCUGAUGAGAAGUUCGAAUGGCAAGACAAAUAGAAUAGCCACCAAAAAAUAUUUUCUGCAAGUUAAAGACAGAAGCUAAUUAAAUGAAGGUUAAAUAGAAAAUUGUAUAAAUGUUCUUAGUCUACUGCUUUCAGUAUUAAAAAAAAUUCUUUCGUUUAAUCAAAAAAUGCA